AUGGAAGAGCCGAGCCCAAGGCAGAAGGAUGGAGGCGCUGGGCUUCAGAGCAGAGGCAUUGAGCGCUGGGCCUUGUACGCGACACAGGGUUGCGCUAGGCAAGCAGGCCACAUGCGCUGGGCUAGACCACAAGUGAACAAUAUCAGCAAGCAAUUGGCGCUUGGGCCUAACAUGCCUAAGGUCCGUCGUGCUUUGAACAUCCCCCGAAAGUUUCGUGAGUGGCACUGGCUGUUGAGUGAGCAUCGGGAGGAAGACAGUGGUCUGCCCCCUACCGAGGAUGUCGAGAGAUGGAAGCAGAAUGGUCCGGACCCUGAUGAUCUAUCCGCUGAACAUGAGGAGUGCUCUGUUGAACAAGAGGAGUGCUCUGCUAACCCCCAUAAAAAAGGAAGGCUAAUAUCAAGUCUUCGAGAACUCAAGCUACUUCUUCACGGGCGAGGAAUGUAUAGCAAGAAGAUUGGUGGUCAUGAUUUGCUCCGCGAAGUGGUCCGUGAGCCCUCUAGCUCACCUGUUGAGAGGCAAAGAGAUGCAGAUUUUCCUCUCCAAAGUUCAGGUCACUUAUACCAGUCGAAGAGUGGAGGUCGAUGUGGGAGGUCUGCUCACUCAACCAACCAUCAUGAUCCAACUGUUGAGUCACGUGUAGUCAAGCGUGGAGCGAAAGGUUCUUCUGCAACGUCAGGGGUUGAUCCAAAGGUGGACAAGUCUAGCUCUGCAGGGGAUGCGGGCGUGUCUGAUCUGCUCAAGAUGCACUUUCUAUCAAGUCCAUCCUCUUGUGCUGAGCUGGUUGAUCAAAUCCGUCAGGCUGGCGAUCCUGACCAUUUGGAACUGGUCUGCUGUUGCCCAUCUUCUGCUCAGCACAGUGAGUUAGAGAAGAAGAAUGCCAAGCUAGUUAGCAAACUUUCUACCGAGCAGACCCGUUAUGAGAAGAAGACGUCUGAUUUGCGGGCGAUGAUAUCUGAGCUCAAGAGUUCCUUUGCUGAGAAGGAUUCUGAGCUUAAUUCUUCCGCUGCUGACUUGGCAAGUCGAAAAGAUGCUUACUUCCACCUUGAGCGCAAGAAUGCUAACAUCUCUCAUAGCUACGACAAGCUUUUAGCUGAAUUUCACGCCUAUCAUGAGUCUGCUGAGGAAUCCAAGUCCGAAGUUGCCAUGGAUGCGUACAAGUUAGGCUACUUGGACUGCACAAAUGGACAUGAUCCCUUCUAUGCCAUUGGAGAUGAAGACAUCAAGGUGCUCUAUCCUGACUUGCCCAUUGUGCAAAGUGAGGAGGCUAAUGUUGUGAACACAAAAGGAGCUGAAGAGCAGGUGGCUGAAGAAGCGGUAGCCGAAGAGGAUGAAGCAAAAGAGGAUGCAGCUGAUGAUGUGGUGGCAGACAUCAUAGAUCAGGCCUGCGGAGCUGCUGAGAGCGUGGUUGAUCAAGUGAUGCUGAAGAGGCUGCAAAUCAGGGAUCUCCUAUAG
Molecule: messenger RNA, 1452 nt
Organism: Prunus armeniaca (apricot)
Lineage: Eukaryota; Viridiplantae; Streptophyta; Magnoliopsida; Rosales; Rosaceae
Source: the annotation of a GenBank genome assembly